Oreochromis niloticus (Nile tilapia) is the source of this 5091-nucleotide messenger RNA. RefSeq names its product xanthine dehydrogenase (gene xdh). The coding region runs from base 206 to 4273 and encodes 1355 amino acids. Lineage: Eukaryota; Metazoa; Chordata; Actinopteri; Cichliformes; Cichlidae. Gene Ontology annotation, molecular function: FAD binding; iron ion binding; xanthine dehydrogenase activity. The transcript is spliced from 35 exons. The record is from RefSeq and is a predicted model, not a curated record.
AGACUUUAUCAGUUAAUCCACACAUGACUGAUCACGAUUUAACGUUUGAUUAUUGAGCGUGAUCGAAACAUCUGAGGGAUUGCUACGCUCGUGAAUGCACCAUCAGGGUUUUGUGGGAGGAGAAGGGGGGCCGGACAGGACAUACCUCCCUCCAGAUAACUGAGCCCACGAGGACGGAUCAUUAAAGACCAGUAACACCAGCACCAUGGAGAGGGCACAGAAGACCGGCAACAUGGGGGACCGGACAGGAACCAAGACCUGGUCUGAGUCUGAUGAACUCAUCUUCUUUGUUAAUGGGAAGAAGAUUGUUGAGAAGAACGCAGACCCUGAGAUGACCCUGCUGACAUAUCUGCGGAGAAAAUUGGGUCUAACAGGAACCAAGCUGGGCUGUGCUGAGGGCGGCUGUGGAGCCUGUACUGUAAUGCUGUCCAGAUACCAAACACACAGUAAGCAGCUGCUUCAUUACGCCAUCAACGCCUGCCUGGCCCCUCUCUGCUCCCUGCACCUGGUGGCCGUGACGACUGUGGAGGGAAUCGGCAGUGUGGCGAGGAAGUUGCACCCUGUCCAGGAACGAAUUGCAAAGGCUCAUGGCUCUCAGUGUGGUUUCUGCACGCCAGGUAUCAUCAUGUCCAUGUAUGCCCUGCUGAGGAACAAUCCCACACCUAAGAUGGCCGAUAUGGAGGAGGCUUUCCAAGGAAAUCUGUGUCGCUGCACUGGAUACAGACCAAUACUGGAAGGAUACAAGACUUUCACUGUGGAGGGGGGAUGCUGUGGAGGGAGGGGGCAGAAAAAUGGCUGCUGUAUGAGUAAUGGGAAUGGAGCACAGAAUGGUUCAGAGGAGAAAAUCAAUGAAGCUACGUCUCUUUUUAACCCUGCAGAAUUUGCGCCCUUUGACCCUACGCAGGAAGUCAUCUUUCCUCCGGAGCUCAUGACUCUCUCUAAAGAUCAGAAGCCACAUUCGCUGUGUUUCCAUGGUGAGCGAAUGACAUGGCUGCAGCCUGACAAUCUGGAUGAGUUUCUGAAUCUGAAAUGGAAACAUCCAGAUGCCCGUGUGGUGGUGGGAAACACUGAAGUUGGUGUUGAAGUUAAGUUUAAAAACAUGGUUUACCCAGUCAUCCUUGCUCCAACCUUCAUUCCUGAACUGAGCGCAGUGACUCACACUAAAGAUGGGAUUGUGUUUGGUGCAGCAUGCACUCUCAGCCACAUGGCGGUGGUGCUGAGGCAGGCAGUGGAAAGUCUUCCUCCUCAUAAGACUGAAGUGUUCCUUGCUGUCCUGGAGCAGCUGCGCUGGUUUGCUGGAGUGCAGAUUCGUAAUGUAGCGGCUGUCGGUGGAAACAUUAUGACAGCCAGCCCCAUAUCAGACCUGAACCCGGUCUUUAUGGCAGCCGGCUGCAAGCUCACUCUGGUGGACAAAGAUGGAAGCCGUGAGGUUCAGAUGGAUGAUGGGUUCUUCACAGGUUACAGGAGGACAGCUCUGCGACCACAGGAGAUCCUACUCUCAAUUCAUAUCCCAUACAGCAAAAAGACUCAGUUUGUGUCUGCCUACAAACAAUCCCCUCGCCGUGAGGAUGACAUCAGUAUCGUCACUGCAGCGAUGAGUGUCACCUUCACCCCUGGGACCGAUGUUGUUGAGGACCUGAGGCUGAGUUAUGGUGGCAUGGCACCGACCACAGUACUGGCUAAGAAGACGGCAAACAGACUGAUGGGAAGGCCGUGGGGAGAGGAGCUUAUAGAGGAGGCUUGCAACUCAUUGGCUGAGGAGAUGAGCCUGGAUCCAUCUGUGCCGGGUGGCAUGGUGACAUACCGAAGAACUUUAACUCUGAGCCUCUUCUACAAGUUCUACCUAACAGUGCUGCAGAAACUCCGACUGCAGGGGCUAAACGUGACCGAGGUCACCUCAGAUUGUCUGAGUGCGACUGAAGUGUACCAUCCAGAGACACCAUCCAGUGUUCAGAUCUACCAGGCUGUGCCAAAGGGGCAGAGCCAGGAUGAUGUGGUGGGCCGUCCCAUAAUGCACCUGUCGGCCAUGAAGCAGGCGACGGGUGAGGCGGUUUACUGCGAUGACGUGCCGCUGUACGAGAACGAGCUCUACCUGUCACUCAUCACCAGCAGCAAGGCCCACGCUCGAAUAUUGUCUAUAGACACGUCAGCUGCUGAGCGUUGCCCUGGUGUCGUCUGCUUCCUGUUUGCUGAUGACAUCCCCGGCAGUAACACCGCCGGAUCUAUCAAAUUUGAUGAGACUGUCCUUGCUGACGGCGAGGUGACUUGUGUGGGUCAUAUCAUUGGUGCUGUGGUGGCCAACACUCAGCUUCAAGCUCAGAGGGCUGCCAAAGCUGUGAGGAUCGAGUAUGAAGAGCGGCAGCCUGUCAUAACCAUACAGGAGGCCAUUGCCACCCAGUCCUUCUAUCAGCCAAUCAGAACCAUACAAAAUGGGGAUUUGGAGUUGGGGUUUAAACAGGCUGACCACAUCCUGGAGGGUGAGAUGCACAUCGGUGGUCAGGAGCAUUUCUACUUGGAGACAAAUGUCACUCUGGCUGUUCCCCGAGGAGAAGAUGGAGAGAUGGAGCUCUUUGUUUCCACCCAGGCACCCACCCAUACACAGUCUCUGGUGGCAAGGGCAUUGGGUGUCCCUGCAAACAGGGUGGUGGUCCGCGUGAAGAGGAUGGGUGGAGGUUUUGGAGGAAAAGAAUCCCGGACCACUUUGCUAUCCACUGUGGUUGCUGUGGCAGCAAAUAAACUGAAGAGGCCUGUCAGGUGUAUGUUGGACAGAGACGAGGACAUGCUAAUUACUGGAGGAAGACAUCCCUUCUAUGGUAAAUACAAGGUUGGGUUUCUAAACAGUGGGAGAGUUGUUGCCCUGGAUGUGACGUACUAUGGUAAUGCUGGAAACUCCAUGGACCUCUCUCAGGCAAUUGUGGAGCGAGCUCUGUUUCACAUGGAGAACUCAUAUAGAGUGCCAAAUAUACGUGGCCGAGGUUUCUUGUGCCGCACCAACCUGCCAUCCAACACCGCUUUCAGAGGCUUCGGAGGGCCACAGGGUAUGAUGGUGGCAGAGAGCUGGAUGACCGAUGUGGCUCAAAGUCUGGGGAAGUCGCCUGAGGAGGUUCGGCGGUUGAACUUGUAUAUGAAAGGUGAUUCAACUCCAUUUAAUCAAGUCCUGGACCAGAUCACCUUAGACCGCUGCUGGGAUGAAUGCAUGUCACGCUCUGGAUACCAGCAACGUCGAAUUGCCAUUGACCUCUACAACAGACAGAACCGAUGGACCAAACGGGGAAUUGCUGUGGUUCCUACCAAAUUUGGCAUCAGUUUCACUGCACUUUUCCUAAACCAGGCUGGGGCUCUGGUUCAUAUCUACACAGAUGGCUCAGUGUUGUUGACUCAUGGAGGGACUGAAAUGGGACAAGGACUUCACACCAAGAUGGUUCAGGUUGCCAGCAGAGUUCUGGAUAUCCCCUCCUCAAAGAUCCACAUAUCAGAGACCAGCACCAACACAGUUCCCAACACCAGUGCAACCGCUGCCUCUGUAUCCUCAGACCUCAAUGGUGCUGCCUUGAAGAAUGCCUGCGAGAUCCUGCUGAAACGUCUUGAGCCAUUCAAGGCCAAGAAUCCCAAUGGAACGUGGGAGGACUGGGUGAAAGCAGCUUACUUUGACAGAGUCAGCCUCAGUGCAAAUGGUUUUUAUAAGACUCCAGAUAUUGGUUAUGACUUUGAAACAAACUCAGGCAGAGCCUUCAGCUAUUUCUCCUACGGAGUGGCCUGUUCAGAGGUGGAGAUAGACUGUUUGACUGGAUCACAUAAGAACUUGAGUACCACCAUAGUGAUGGAUGUUGGCAACAGCCUCAACCCAGCUAUAGAUAUCGGACAGGUUGAGGGAGCAUUCAUGCAGGGUCUGGGUCUCUUCACCCUGGAAGAGCUUCAUUAUUCACCCCAGGGAGUCCUCCUCACUCGGGGUCCUGGUUCUUAUAAAAUCCCGGCCUUCGGUGACAUUCCUACCCAGCUUACGGUCUCGUUGCUUCGUGAUGCUCCUAAUGAAAAGGCCAUUUUUGCCUCCAAGGCUGUAGGUGAGCCUCCUCUCUUCUUGGCAUCUUCAGUUUUCUAUGCCAUCAAAGAUGCCAUCAGUGCUGCACGGGCAGAGUCAGGGAUUACCGGGCCAUUUAGACUGGACAGCCCUGCUUCUGCCGAGAGGAUCCGCAAUGCCUGCAGUGACCGCUUCACUAAACUGUGUCCUCCAGCUGAAGCGGGAACCUUUAUCCCCUGGUCUGUUCAGGUGUAGGACGCUCCACUGAUGAUCAAUCAAAAAACCUCAAGAACACAUUAAGUCACAUUUAAUGAUGCCUUGUUUCCAGAAAAGCUCCUGAAGGACCAAAUAUUACCCAAUGAUUUAAUUAUGAUAGGAUUAGAAUAUUAGGAUAUCCUGGUGUGGUGUUACUCUAAUCAUUGUCUACUCAUACAGCAUUAAUAGGAAAGAAUUCAAUUUUUUUUUUUUUUUGCACUUUCCCUUUAAUAUUUCAGUUGUAAUUUUGUAAACUGAGUAUUAAUUAAAGGGGACAUGUUCUGCAUUUUCUGUUCUAUAAUAUAGAGUAUAUAUAAUAUUGCAGUGUUACAGAGCUAACUUUAGGUCAUUAUUACAGACAAAGCACAUCUCAUAGCCAAGAGCUGCUGUACUUCUCCAGCCUUCCAUGAGCUGUCCAGUUAUUAGAAUGUGAGCUUUUAUGAGGGACGGUUGUUAAAAAAGGUUUGGAUAGCCACCAUGACCUAAUUCCCUAUUGAUUUGGUAAGUCCUGUUGUCAAGCCUCAACAUUUUGACCACUAUAGUCUUUUUUCAAGCCAGAAGUGACCAUAUUUGGAACAAGAGGGAGAGCUGUUAGAUUGUACAGACACAGAUAUCUGCUUAUUAGUGCUAAAUAAUGCAAUAAAAGUCCUACAGUUAGCAGUUAGUCAAAGAGGUCACACAUUGAAUAAUGCAAACUUUAAGCCUUUGUUAAAUUUAAACAGGCUAAAAACAUGUUUAUUUCAAUUAUAAAGCUGGACAUUUUAACAUAGGAGUUUAUUGGGACUCACUUUUAGAGCCUCACAGGUACAUUAGGGGAA